Molecule: messenger RNA, 3267 nt
Organism: Monodelphis domestica (gray short-tailed opossum)
Lineage: Eukaryota; Metazoa; Chordata; Mammalia; Didelphimorphia; Didelphidae
Gene: PRR11
Product: proline rich 11
Cellular component (GO): cytoplasm; nucleus
Source: RefSeq, a predicted model, not a curated record
CCAGGCGGUGGCGACUCCCUUCAGCUGGGGAGGGGGUGAAGGCAGAAUCAAGUAUCUGUGCAGCCUGAGAUUCCCAGAGGCUCUAUUGUGCUUCCUCCUUUCUCCUGAAUUUCGGCAGAAUCAAGCUUCUUAAUGGUAGACUUGGAAGAAACUUCAGCCAAUCAAACAAGAACUUCCAUAAGCCACUUUGUAAAGGAAAGCUAAUGGAGAGAGAUGAUGGCUCUGAUUGGUCCGCCCAUGCCAAGGGUUUAAUUUUGAAUUCUCUCAGAUGCUGCAGCCAGAGAGGACAUUACCCAGACUCUGUUUACUUCCCGGGGCUCUUAUACUACCUUGGAUUACUCCUUCCUACCUUCUACCUCCUCUACUCCUAUUCAGAGCCAUUGAAUGAAGCUGCAGGACCCACAAUAUUGCUGAAUAAAUUUACAAAUUCAUGUUAUCAAGUUUUUGGCAAAUAGAGAUUGUUUCAUUCCUUAUAUUUGUAUCCUUGGACACAGUGCAGUGCCUGGAACAAAAAAAAAUGACCAAGCACAAAUAUCGGAGAAGAAGGAAAUUGAGAGCCAGAAUGUUAUUCAAAAAGAGAAAAGCUUGUCCCCCUGAUCCCAUUCCACCUAUUUCUCCUCCUUCCUCUCCUUUAUCAUCUCCAACUCUACCUCCACUUGAAAGGACGAUAGAUGCCCCUCCUACAAAUAAAGGUUGUGGCCAAAUUUGGCCAACAUUAGCCUGGAAUAUCACAUUUUCCAGCGUGAAGAAUCCAGUGAAAUUCUUGGCAAAGAAGGUGUGGUCUUUCUAUUACUGUUGCCAGAGCAGUAUUACACAGAAUUUAGAGAUUUGGAAAGAUCGCCUGUUUCCAUCCCGUAUCUACUUCCGGGAACUUGGCCUGCUCAGACAGCAGGUUUAUAAGCUGGAAAAUGAAUUCUACAAGCUCCAGGAAGCACUGAAGACCUCUCAGACCCCUGCCUCAGAGUGUUCCGUGUGCCGGGACGGGCACAAAACAUGUCACUUGGGGGCUCAACUUCCAGAGGAUCUUGCCCAAACUCAAACCACUAUUCAAGAAUCAGUACCCAUAAUCCUGCCAGUGAAACAGCAGCCUUCAGUUCUCCCUCUUCCUCUUCCUCCUUCUAUUCCCCUUCCUCCACCUCCACCACCUCCACCACCUCCACCACCUCUGCCUCUUCCACCACGCUCAGUACCUUUGUUGCUCAAAAAAGUUGAUCGCACUAAAACUCUUCAGGCUGCACCAUUAAAACAAGAUGUGCCCAUGCAGAUAACUGUUAAAGACCUGCUCAAUGUGAAGUUAAAGAAGACACAGAAUUCUAACAAUAGGAAUAAGACCUUGUCAUCGAUGAAGGAACGAAAGCCACUGGUUACAGUCUCUGAUCUUCAGAGUAUCGCCCUGAAACCUCAAUCCAAAUUUCCAUCAGCUCACAUUGCAAAUAUGAUCAUCACUCCCAGCAAAGGACGAGUGGAUCUAAGAAGACUUCUUAGGAAAGUCGACAUAGAAAGGAGUCCAGGAGGAACCCCUCUUAUCAAUAAAGAAAACAUGGAAACUGGAACAGGGUUGACCCCAAUAAUGACCAAGGCCUUACGGCAAAAGUUUCAGCUGGCUCACCCAAAGAGCCCAUCCCAAGCUCCAUUACUUUCCACAAGCAGCUUUGAUGAGUAAAAUUGAUGACAAUGAUGGGUCAAGUUUGAAGAUAAAUACUAAAAUAGAUAAGUGCUCAAAUGUCAUUUUUAAGGAUUCUGUUUGUGUUUAUAUAGCCAAAAGUAUACACCUAAAUAUUGUCCAGUUAUUUCAGUCAAGAUGUCCAAAUAGGAUAUUAGUUCUUUGCCUUCGAUUGUCUAGAUGGCAAAGCUUAAUUGAAUAUCUUAUUGUAUCCUUCCUCUAAUUUGUCAUGAUAGGAUAUUAUGUAUUAGUGACUUAGAUCCCAUUAAUUUUUAGAACAAUCAUUUCUAAUUGCUACAUUUGCCACCCAACCAAUAAAAAGAUUAUAAGAGUUGCAGUCCUACCUAUUUUUAUCCAAACAAAUAAGGCCUUAUGGCCUUAAAAGAUGGAAUAUAUUUCUUCCACUAUCUAGUGUAGUUCAUCAUCUGGCUCACUAUCAUGUUGUAGCAGCCCCAUAAUUUUCAUAUUCAUGUUCAAGAAUCCAAAGGGAAGUUUAAUGGAUAGCCCCUAAUAGGUGCUCUGUUUCUUCUACUAUACCUCCUCCUAAUGGCUGCAUGAACUCUAAACCUGGCUCUAGGUUCAAGGCUCUCUCACCUGUAUUUCUAGCCAAAGAACAGAGGGAACCGUCCUUAAGCAUAAAGUCAGGUUCAGGGUGGUUCAAGAAAACUCAUCUGCUUUUCUAAGAAUGAAGACAGUACUCAUUGAAUCGAUGAGGACAGCAACAGUAGGAUAGGGUUACAAAACUUUGAUGUGUAUAAUCUUUUCAGGAAAAGCUGUGAUAUGAAAUAAAAAUGGGAUUUUGGGAAAGUUCCUAAGCCAAAAACCAGUUGAGGGAGUUUCUUAAAAUAGCUAGUAAUGUUCAAACCUUGGCCCUAGUACAACUUUGACCCUAGAAAAUCCCCAUUGGAGCUUCAAGGCUGACUCUUUAACAUAGUCCCUUUUUUGGGCAAUCAUAUUUUUGAGCUACACCUGCAUGUGUAUCUCACAAUGGAUAGAUACAGAAUUAACAGUAAGAUGUGUGCCAAAAAUGAUAUGUAUAUUAAAAAAACAAUAAUAAAAUCUGUUGGCUGUUCUCAUGAAAGUUGAGAACUAAGGGAAUACUCAUGAAGGAAGCAGUUCAUUCUUAUGGCAGAAUUGUAUUUAUAAAGUAUAACUGAAAUUUACAAUAGCUCUACUAUGUACUGUAUUAAUUUUAUAAAUAACUUGGUAAUUCACAAAAGAGGAAUAAUGUUGUACCUCUUUGGUUACCAAACAAUUGAAAAGGUUCUAAAAUAGGUAUUCAAUGGGAAGGUUCUAUAGGCAUCUGAUAACUAUAUAGGUUUAUGCAAAUAUAUAUAUGUGAAGCUGCUACUGCUAUUACACCAGUAUUAAGAUAUAUUACAUGCCCUGCUCCCCAAGGUUUACUUUUCAGCUUUUACUAAGCUCUUACCACAGUUUGCUUUGUAUUUUUUAAUAAUUUCUAUAAACCAAGGGUUCCUUAAAACCACUGUAUACUGUAUGGUCUGUUUUUAAGAUUGAGUGAUAACAAAAUCAGGCCACCAAUUCUGGGGCCACUUAGCUGUGUUUUAACAAUAAAAAUAUUUUAAUAAAUGAUGGAAUUCUGA